ACAACCACCACCACCACCACCACCUUCAUCAUCACCAUGACGACCACGACGGCGCGCCGUACCAUCAUGGCCGGAGCGACACGGACUCGGACAUCCUCUUCUACAACAGUCGGCCCAACAGCAGACCUCAGUCUUUCAUUCAGGACAGCCCUGUCAUGAGUCAUCAUUCAUCCCUCAACAUGAGUCGACAAAGCACACAGGACUACAGACGGGCUCCCUCAUGGGUCGUGAGGAUGCAGAUUACAACGAUGGCUACCGCUACAAGGCUUGGUCUCAUGUCAAUGGCGGCCCCCCACAGUACAACCCGUUCUACACCAGCAUAGACAGCAUGCCAGAGAUCAAGCCGCGGCGGAAGAGCAUACCCCUCGUCAGCGACUUGAGCCUAGCAGCCAAACGGAAUGCCGGUGUGUCUUCUGCCAUGGUGGCACGACAGUCACUCAACGACGAGGAGCUGAAAAUGCACGUGUACAAGAAGACCCUCCAGGCCCUGAUCUACCCGAUCUCGUCCACGACGCCUCACAACUUUGUGGUGUGGUCGGCCACCUCGCCUACCUACUGCUUCGAGUGUGAGGGCCUCCUGUGGGGGCUGGCAAGGCAGGGUGUUCGGUGCACAGAAUGCGGGGUCAAAUGUCAUGAGAAGUGCAAGGACUUGCUCAAUGCAGACUGUUUGCAAAGGGCUGCGGAGAAGAGCUCCAAGCACGGCGCAGAUGACAAGGCUCACAACAUCAUCAUGGCCAUGAAAGAGAGAAUGAAGAUUAGGGAGAAGAAUAAGCCUGAGAUUUUCGAAAUGAUACGACAAGUGUUUGGGGUAGAUAAAAAGUCUCACUCCGGACACAUGAAGGCUGUAAAACAAAGUGUGCUCGACGGUACUUCCAAGUGGUCAGCUAAGAUAGCUAUAACUGUGAUAUCUGCCCAGGGCCUGACGGGCAAAGACAAGACGGGGACCAGCGACCCCUACGUCACGGUCCAGGUGGGCAAAGUGAAGAAAAGAACCAAGACAGUGCCUCAAGACCUCAACCCAGAGUGGAAUGAAAAGUUCUACUUUGAGUGUCAUAAUUCAUCUGACAGAAUAAAAGUUCGAGUAUGGGAUGAGGAUAAUGAUCUCAAGUCAAAACUUCGUCAGAAGUUGACUCGGGAAUCAGAUGACUUUUUGGGGCAGACCAUCAUUGAGGUUCGAACGUUGUCUGGAGAAAUGGACGUUUGGUACAGUUUAGAGAAACGUACAGACAAAUCUGCUGUGUCUGGUGCUAUCCGUCUGCACAUAAGUGUGGAGAUCAAGGGAGAGGAGAAAGUGGCUCCGUACCAUGUGCAGUACACUUGCCUUCAUGAGAAUCUCUUCCAUUAUCUCUGUGAACAAGCUGGAGGGGAAGUAAAGCUACCCAAUGCCAAAGGGACGGAUGAGUCCUGGAAGGUGUACUUCGAUGAACCUGGCCAGGAGGUGGUGGAUGAGUUUGCCAUGCGUUAUGGUAUAGAGUCCAUAUACCAGGCCAUGACCCACUUCUCGUGCCUGUCUUGCAAGUAUAUGUGCGCCGGGGUGCCUGCCCUUAUGAGCACAUUACUGGCAAACAUCAACGCCUUCUACGCUCACACGGCUGCCACCACUGCUGUGUCAGCCAGCGACAGAUUUGCAGCAUCUAACUUUGGGAAAGAAAAGUUUGUCAAGUUGUUGGAUCAGCUUCACAACUCUUUACGGAUUGACUUGUCCAUGUACAGGAACAACUUUCCAGCUUCUGAUGCUGGGAGGAUGAAAGACCUCAAGUCCACUGUAGAUUUGCUCACUAGUAUUACUUUCUUCCGGAUGAAGGUUCAAGAACUAACCAGUCCUCCCCGAGCGGGCACAGUGGUGAAGGACUGUGUCAUUGCCUGCAUUAAAUCCACGUACAAAUUCCUGUUUGACAACUGCUCCGAGCUGUACAACCGAGAGUUCCAGACAGACCCCAAUGAGCAGAUGGCAGCCGACCAGGAGGGGCCUAGUGGCAAGAGCUUGCACUUUUGGCACAAGCUCAUAGCCCUCAUUGUCUCUGUCAUAGAGGAGGACCGCAACAGUUACACUGCUGUGCUCAACCAGUUCCCCCAGGAGCUGGUUGUUGGGCAAGUCAGUGCUUACAUGAUGUGGGACCAGUUUUCUCAGGACUUGUGCAUAGCUCUACAGCAGCAUGAAGAAGAGAGGACGUGUAAAAGUUCUGAAUACAUGAAUCUGCACUUCAAAGUGAAGUGGCUGUAUACCAAAUAUAUUUCCGAUGUGCCUCAGUAUCGUGGCUCUGUGCCUGAGUACCCUAGAUGGUUUGAACCAUUUGUCAUGCAGUGGCUCAAUGAAAAUGACGAUGUGUCCAUGGACUAUCUCCACGGUGCCUAUGACAGAGACAGGAAGGACGGGUUCCAAAAGAGCUCUGAGCAUGCCCUGUUCUCGACCUCGGUUGUGGAUGUGUUCACACAGCUCAACCAGUGCUUCGAUGUCAUCAAGAAGCUCGAGUGCCCAGACCCAGAGGUGGUCAAAAACUACAUGAAGCGGUUUGCCAAGACUGUGAACAAAGUGCUAUUAGCCUAUGCAGACAUUGUGCGAAGGGACUUUGAGAAGUACACCAGUCGGCAGAAAGUGGCGUGUAUUAUGAUGAACAACAUCCAGCAGCUACGAGUGCAAUUGGAGAAAGUGUUUGAGUCCAUGGGUGGGGAGAAGCUGGAUGCUGAUGCAGCAAACAUCCUGAAUGAGCUGCAGCAGAAACUCAACUCAGUCCUGGAUGACCUCAGCUCCAUUUUCUCCAAAAGCUUGGAGCCUCAGAUCCAGCAGAGCAUGCAGGAACUGGGCGGCCUCCUCUGUAAGGUCAAGGGCGGAGGUCAGGUGUCCCUGUCACAGCCCAGCCAGCGCUCCAGCAUACAGCAGGAGUCAGAUAUGGUGCUGAGACCCCUCAUGGACCUCCUCGAUGGCAGCCUGUCCAUGUUUGCUCAAGUAUGUGAGAAGACAGUGCUCAAGAGACUUCUCAAGGAAUUAUGGAAGAUUGUGAUGCACACAAUGGAGAAGACAGUGGUGCUCCCCCCACUCUCGGAUCCUCGCCAGCUACUUCCGUUGCCUAGCAACGCCCAGGCCAAAAUCGAAGACAUGUCACGUCUGCUGCUGAGUCACGUGAGCCAGAUGCCGAUGAACACUCCUAUGAAGCAGGUCAAGAGCAUACAGGCCACCUUCCUGGACAUGUCCAAGGAGGCAGAGAAGAACCUGAGCCCCAAGCAGUGUGCGGUGUUGGACAUGGCUUUGGACACCAUCAAGCAGUACUUCCACGCUGGAGGCCAGGGUCUCAAGAAGACGUUCCUGGACAAGAGUGCAGAGCUACAGUCGCUACGCUACGCACUGAGUCUGUACACACAGACGACUGACACGCUCAUCAAGACCUUUGUCAGCACACAGACGCAGCAGGAGAAGCCAGGCCAAGAGGAGCCAGUGGGUGAGGUGUCCAUACAGGUGGACUUCACAACACACCCGGGAACUGGAGAGCACAAGGUCACUGUCAGAGUGGUAGCAUGCAAUGACCUCAAGUGGAGAACGACUGGAAUGUUCCGGCCUUUUGUGGAGGUGCAUCUGAUUGGUCCACACCUUAACGACAAGAAGAGGAAACACUCCACCAAGUCAAAGUCAAAUAACUGGAGUCCCAAAUAUAAUGAGACCUUUCACUUCAACUUGGGGAAUGAGGAUGACCCCUAUGCCUAUGAGCUACAGUUCUGUGUGAAGGACUAUUGCUUUGCCCGUGAGGACCGCCUCAUCGGUAUUGCCCUCAUGCAGCUCCGCGACAUCAUUGAGCAGGGAAGCUGUGCCUGCUGGGUGGCUCUGGGCCCUCGCGUGCACCUCGAUGACACCGGGUUCACCGUCUUGCGCAUUUUGUCCCAGCGCACCAACGACGAAGUGGCUAAAGAGUUUGUCAAGCUCAAGUCGGAGUGCCGUCAUCUGGAAGAGGUUCAGUCGUGAUGAGCCUGCAAUAACCACAACACGCGCUUGUCACUCUGCCUAGUGGAGAGAGCGAGAGAGAGCAGUUUGUUGGCUCUCCCUCCUCCUCCUGCUCUGCCCAGUAGUUUCACGCUGCCUAUCCUGCCGCUCAGAGAGUGGUCUUGCAGCGAGUAGAGUCAGUGGUGUGGUGAUCGUCUUUCCCCAAGACGGAAAUCUCUUCCCUCCUCCUGUGUUGAUUCCUGAUCUGUUGCCAUGCGACAAGAUGCUUAUUUGUGUGGACCUUGUGGGGGUGUGCUCUCCUUACAGCUGCCUCCUGGGGUAGCCACAUGGAGGAUAAUAACGCAGCCAUUUCUCUACAAGGCUUCCCUGGUAUUGACUCCUCUGUUGAAGCAUCUGCUAUAAAGCAAACUACAGCUGUGGUUUUUGUUUUCAUCUUACUAUGGCGUCCAGCAAGUAUUACAUGCUAACUAUGACUGCAUGGUGUAGACUUUUAUACUCUUACUAGGCAUCUGCUGGUCUUUGUUUUAGUUUGAAUGAUACUGUUGUGAACUCUUUAAGAAUCUAAGAUCACCCAUUUUUCCUCUGAACCCUGAAAAAUUCAGAGUACUUCAUGCUCAUUGUCUUCUUUCUCAUGUGAUUAAGAACAAAAAGAUAAACGCAUUGCAAAGUCCCAGGUCAAAUGCAGAGGGCAAGACAUUCUUAAUAUACUGUUCUGCCUUAUUUGGUGCACUAAGUUUCCUUCCAAUCCAGGAUAAGAAAUAUUUUAGGAAUGCUAGAUAUCAAAAUAUAAUUGAAUAACUACCUUCAAAAAAGAAGUUUCUUGCAGCCAGUCAAGAAGGAUUAUUUUGUUAAGAGGAGUUGAGGAGGAAAAUGUGUUGAGUGUCUUAGGGAAGGUUAGGUUUGUAGUGGGGCAGUUUAUCAUUUCUGUUGUUUGUUUUUUUCUUUGUUAUGGCAAGUCCAUGGGCUGCAUGGUAUUCAUUAUCCCAGAGACAUCAUAAGUCUGAAAGGAAUAAUAACAUAAAUUAUUUUUCUGCCAUGAGAAAUGAAUUUAGAACUUUCCUUUCUUUUUUGCAGCCUCUAUUUCAGUGUCUUCCUCAAGUAAAGCUGUAAUUUAUAUGAUUAUGAUACCCAACACAUCAUUUUUCACUGCGUAGAUCAUUCAAAUAGAACAGUGUCGUGCUUCAUACACUUCAAGUUCUUGCCAUGAAAACCACUUGACUGGCUGCAUUACUUUUGGGGUAUCACGCGCAUUAAUUUCCACCUUUCUGAUGGUGCAUUUUAGGAUUAGUUAAAAGUUUUUAUUUUAUUGCACUCUUUAGUGCUUAUAACUGUAGUCUGAUUUUCUUUUCAGGAUAGUUUAAUAUUUAAAAAAAACAAAACAACAAUAGUUAUCACUGCUUUUCAAAUCGCCUUUUCUUUCAUUAAGAAACAUUUAAUUCUCACACUACUCCAUAUCAUCAAUCUAUACAUUCAGUACUUUCUUCAUUGUCAAAACGGGAAAUACAAACUACAGGCCUAUGCAGACUCUUCAAUUUUGUUCUUCUGUGUACAGGAUGAAUCGGGUCAGGUUGUUUAUAAGCUAUAUUGGACUGGAUCGAUGUGAUAUGACUCAUUUAUUUAAUCUGUCCGAGUUUAUUAAUUCCAUGUGUGACAGUUAACUUCUUUUAUGGUGGUGGGAGUGGAAUAUUUGGCAAAAGACUUUUCCGUCUUUUGUCUUUGGAAUUUUCUUGUACGAGGUGUUUCAUGCAUACUUAUUUAUGAGCAGGUGUAGUUGCCAUUCCUGUAUGUAGUUAGAGAGGAAAACAGCUUUAUACAGCGUUAAUGCUAUAAUCUCUCCUUAUGCUCAGUGUAUAGGAAUUAAUACAUGAAUGUGUUAUCAUGGUGAUAUUUGUCAUUUUCUACUCUUUCCAUGUAUCGUCACCAUUUUUAUACAUUGCAUUUUCUUGUUACUUUACCAAAGCUGGUUUCACGGUGCAUAUGUUUGCCCAACUUGUUAUGACAUUUUACAAAUGGUGAGUGUUUUCAGGCAUCUUUGAGUGGACCAGAAGAGAGUAAAUGGAUGUGUGGCAGGUUCACCUUAAUGAAUAUAUUUGUAUGCCAAGGUUCAAUAUUAUUUUCAUGCUGUUUUUUGUCAGCGUUUGUUCCCCUUCCUACAAAUUUUAUAAAUGAAUGCUGUUCAAAAUAUGCUUUAUCUACUGUUUCAGUUCUUUUUUCUCCAGUUCUUGGUUCUUGGAAAGACAAUUUGAAGGUCACAGCUUGAAAUGACCAGUUUGUUAAUGAGAUCUUUUGAAAAAAACUCUCACAAUGUGAUAUGGUUGUGUUGUGAUUUGGCAGAAUUAUGAUUAGUAUUUUGGCCUUGAGGGAGAAAACACUUUGGGAUCACUAUUUGGCACUUUGAUGUGACUCCCCUAAAACUUUUAGUAUCUAAAAGGGUUGGAUUUUUACUUCUUUCAACCUUCUCAGAAAAGUUUUAGAGUGGAGAAAAUUCUACUAGUGCAUGAGCUCUAUUAAGUUAAAAAGGGGUGAGUGAUAUCUAACCUUGGAACGUUGUAACACAGUAGGUGUAAGACUAAAUAGAAUAUCGCCAAAGUAUUUGGUAGAGUCAAAAAUAAUGUUUAUGUCCUCGCCAUUGGUAUCUUUCGGUGUGUUUCUUUAAAGAUUCUUCCUCGAAAGAUACUGUUAUAAUUAUAUGGUGUACUCCUAGCAAAGUCAUUUUAAUAUAAUUUUGUUGCAUUUAGCCAUUCAAGUGUUCUAAGUUUGUUUAUGUUAUAGACAUGCAUGUCUCGCACCCUGUUGUAUUAUUGGGUAUAUAACUUAUAUUUUUUUCUUCGUUUUUCUAUCCUGAUUGUUUAAUUGUUGUUUUUUCUUUAUAUUCGUCAAAUGAUAAGCCUGUAGCUAUUAUUUCAGAGAAGCCCUAACCUAUGAUUGGUCUUUUUUCUAAGAUUUUUUUCAGUAGAGUAUAAUAGCUAUUUGAGAGCGAAGUCAUCAGGUUCUAGGCAUCAUACACCAACCCAAAAGUUUAUGCCUAAAAGUUUGAUCUAGUAAUAAUAGAGAUCCUGCCUUGCUAUAAUUAAAUUGUAAACCUUUAAAAACGGUGAUUUUUUUUCCUUUCGUAUGAAGAAUCACAGAGAUUGUGAGUAAGAGAUCGAGAAAAGCAGAAAAAAUUCCAACUGGGGUCUGUAAAGGUAUAGAUGCUUAGUUGCUUCAAAAUUUAUCUUGUGGAUAACACAUUGAUCCUUGUGGAACCAAUGUAGUAACCCUUAUUUUUAGUAAUAUUUUUGUGUGAAAUUAUGGAAAAUUGGGUUGUGUACAACUCACAUUUAUCUAUCAAUGAUGACAAAACACUUUGAUAAAUCUCUGCUUAGUGGAACACUUAACUCAAACCUUUUAAGGGUCGCAUAAUAUAUGCCUACUGUUUAUGGUCUAUUGCAGAGCAGCGGUACUUUCGUUUGUGUAAAGGUGAUGUGGUGUUGAAACAUGAUUUCACGGUUUGUUGUUUAAGCUUGAGAUUUUAGGGGCUAGACAGGUAUUCAUAGUCAGGCAUUUUUUGGCCAAUUCUUUUUCCUCUUUCUUUUUAGCAGCUCUUUUUUGAUAACUUCAUCAUUCCACAUGAUUCCCCCAUCUCCAAUAUCCUCGAUAAUUAAGGGCUUUGCCAAGGCAUGUAGAAGACCCAAGUUCAGUUCUGGGUCGGGAGAAUUUUAAUUGAUUAUCUCGGUCUUUCUGUUGGGACUUUGUAUCCCUCUCAGCCCUUGAUGGCCCUGAUAGACCAGGGUCAAAGCCAGCCUCAUGAUUUAUCUAAAUUUUGUUGAUGGGGAGCAUGAAAACACCUUCAUUAAAGAAAACAUUGUAAAAAA
This is a messenger RNA of Aplysia californica (California sea hare), 7788 nucleotides long. Its product is annotated as protein unc-13 homolog A. Gene Ontology annotation, molecular function: phospholipid binding; calcium ion binding; syntaxin-1 binding. Gene Ontology annotation, cellular component: synaptic vesicle membrane; terminal bouton; neuromuscular junction. NCBI's taxonomy places the organism in Eukaryota, Metazoa, Mollusca, Gastropoda, Aplysiida, Aplysiidae. The record is from RefSeq and is a predicted model, not a curated record. Gene Ontology annotation, biological process: dense core granule priming; synaptic vesicle maturation; synaptic vesicle priming.